Heterocephalus glaber (naked mole-rat) is the source of this 1562-nucleotide messenger RNA. It is a transcript of the gene Atg101, whose product is annotated as autophagy related 101. Lineage: Eukaryota; Metazoa; Chordata; Mammalia; Rodentia; Bathyergidae. The record is from RefSeq and is a predicted model, not a curated record. Gene Ontology annotation, cellular component: phagophore assembly site; Atg1/ULK1 kinase complex. Gene Ontology annotation, biological process: autophagy; autophagosome assembly. Gene Ontology annotation, molecular function: protein kinase binding.
UAACGGUCCGAGGAAUAAUCAAGACAAAAAGAAGUACCCAAGAUUUUGAGCAGAACCUGAAUAUGUGUGUACCUUCCUAUGAGUUUCCAGAUGCUGAGGGCAGCGCCAGUGGUGAGAGGCCUCGGCCGAGCCGGCCGCUCCCCAGCUGAAGGCCACAGGUGGCACGCCCCGGUUCGUCACUCACCUGGACGGUGCGAGGCUUCCGGUCCCGGCUCCCCAGUUGCUGCGGUGGUCUGGCGCCUGAACCCUGGGCUGUGUCUUGGCCCUCUGGCUACUGACCUCAGUUCGAAGAGUCCGUUUCUCGAGGCUCAGCGCCGGCGCAGAGCAGCUGUGCGGAGGUCGUACCAGGGCUGGAGAAGGAAGGGCGAUCAAGCCCGAGUGACCCCGCGCUCCAUCCCAGACGCGUACCGGGGAUUGGACUCGGGACCUUGUGCUUUCAAGGUGGCCCCUGGGUGGGGCAAAGUUCCCUGUUUUUAUCCCAAGCCCCCGUCCUGGUGUGGGCCACUGGCUGCAGGAUGAACUGUCGCUCAGAGGUGCUGGAGGUGUCGGUGGAGGGACGGCAGGUGGAGGAGGCCAUGUUGGCUGUGCUGCACACAGUGCUCCUGCACCGAAGCACGGGCAAGUUCCACUACAAGAAGGAAGGCACCUACUCCAUCGGUACUGUGGGCACCCAGGAUGUUGACUGUGACUUCAUUGAUUUCACCUAUGUGCGAGUGUCCUCUGAGGAGCUGGACCGUGCCCUGCGCAAGGUUGUCGGGGAGUUCAAGGAUGCACUGCGAAACUCGGGUGGUGAUGGGUUGGGGCAGAUGUCCUUGGAGUUCUAUCAGAAAAAGAAAUCUCGGUGGCCUUUCUCAGAUGAGUGUAUCCCAUGGGAAGUGUGGACAGUCAAGGUGCAUGUGGUGGCUCUGGCCACGGAGCAGGAGCGGCAGAUCUGCCGGGAGAAGGUGGGUGAGAAGCUCUGCGAGAAGAUCAUCAACAUUGUGGAGGUGAUGAACCGGCAUGAAUACCUGCCCAAGAUGCCCACACAGUCGGAGGUGGACAACGUGUUUGACACAGGCUUGCGGGAUGUGCAGCCCUACCUUUACAAGAUCUCCUUUCAGAUCACUGAUGCCCUGGGUACCUCAGUCACCACCACCAUGCGCAGGCUUAUCAAAGACACCCUUGCCCUGUAGGCCUGCUGGAGUUGUGGGAGCUCCUUUGUGGCUUCCAGGGACUGUACUGUCAGGCCCUUGGGAGUCUGACCCGGCUCUGGGUUCUUGGUGAGACUUGGAAAGGGUGGCCCUUGGCUUGUUUUGUGGUUGCCAGCCUCUGGUCAUCCCUGAACCUUUGCUGGCAGUCAUGUUCUGCUUACAGUCUCUUCACUCCCUUGGAGAGGAUCCCCUUUUGUUCUCCACUGUACAGAAGAGCCACCACGAGGAUGGUAAUAAAGCUGAGACAUGAGUUUGGGUUCAUCCUCAAUCAUUAAGACUUCCUGGUGUUCCUUCAGGGACACAGGUGUGAGCAGGAACGUGACUCCAAGCUGAGGGGAUGGAUGGAUGGGAUUAAAGACAGAUUAAAACUGA